Molecule: messenger RNA, 480 nt
Organism: Trichophyton rubrum CBS 118892
Lineage: Eukaryota; Fungi; Ascomycota; Eurotiomycetes; Onygenales; Arthrodermataceae
Exons: 3
Coding region: 1-480 (159 amino acids)
Biological process (GO): protein polyubiquitination
Cellular component (GO): nucleus
Molecular function (GO): ubiquitin conjugating enzyme activity
Source: RefSeq, a predicted model, not a curated record
AUGGCGAGUCAGAAGCGCAUUUCAAAGGAACUUAACGAGCUCCUAAGCUCACCUCCAGACGGCGUCACAGUCGCUCUGGCAGAUGACUCGGACUUAUACAAAUGGAGCGUCGAGAUGAAAGGCCCCGAGGGCUCACCAUACCAAGGCGGGAUAUUCGAGAUCAGGCUCACGCUACCAACAGACUAUCCCUUCAAGCCGCCGACCGUCUCCUUCGCUACGAAAAUAUACCAUCCCAAUGUAUCCAACGACGACAAGGGAACGAUGUGUCUCGGUAUGCUAAAGUCAGAUGAAUGGAAGCCGUCGUCGAAGUUAUAUGCCGUGCUGGAGUUUGCGAGACAGCUUCUUGUGGAGCCGAUGCCGGACGAUGCAGUGGAAGGGAGGAUCGCAGAGCAAUAUAGUAACGAUCGGAAACAGUACGAGAAGAUCGCGAGGGAUUGGACGAGGAAGUAUGCCUCGGGGAAUGGAGGGGAAGGGCAAUAG